AUGGAACUUUUAGGCACCAAACCUUGGAGACGGACGGCUCGGGGAGCUGGCUACCUGUUUCACUCUCAGCCGUCAGCCUCUCUUCCUUCGACAGAGGAGCGUUUUCUGGAAGCUGUGGAAAAUGGAAAUCUUCCUGAAGUGAGGCGGCUCCUGAAGGAGCUUCCACUACUCAAUGUCAACUGUGUUAACGACUUGGGUCAGAAUGCACUGCAGCUUGCAGCUGCCAAGGGACAUUUAGAAGUUUGCAAACUUCUUCUUGAGAAGAAAGAACUUGCCAGAAUAGGGGAAGCUUUGCUGUUGGCCAUCAGUAAAGGUUACAUCCGUAUAGUAGAGGCCAUGUUAAGCCACAAGGUCUUUGCAGAUGUUGGGAGGCUGACAAACAGUCUCAGCCAGUUGGAGACACGGGAUGAGGUUUUUUCUUGUGACAACAGUGGCACAUAUUUCUCUCAUGACACCACCCCCCUCAUCCUGGCUUCACAGUGCCACAAGUAUGAAAUAGUGCAUAUACUUCUCACAAAGGGGGUCCGUAUUGAGCGUCCCCAUGACUGCUUCUGUCAGUGCAGGACUUGUUGUGAGCAGCACGGAUGUGAUGCUUUUAGCCACUCAAAGUCUCGAAUCAGUGCGUACAAAGGUCUGGCCAGUCCAGCGUACCUUUGUCUCUCCAGUCCAGACCCCGUGAUGGCAGCUUUGGAGCUGAGCAAGGAGCUCGCAGUCCUGGCAAACACCGAAAAGGAGUUUAAGAACGAGUACGAGAAACUGUCGCUGCAGUGCAAAGACUUUGUGGUGGGACUCCUGGAUCUGUGUCGAAACACACAGGAAGUGGAGGCCGUCUUAAACGGUGACGCCGAGUCCUGGCCUGACUCCGACACCUUGUGCAGACCAAACCUCAUCAGGUUAAAACAUGUAAUAAAAUACGAAGUAAAAAAGUUUGUGGCUCAUCCAAACUGCCAACAGCAGCUGCGCUCCAUCUGGUACGAGAACUUGUCCGGACUACGCCAGCAAACGUUGGCCUUUAAAAUUCUUCUCUUCAUGGGUGUAGCUGCUGGACUGCCUAUCAUGGCUUUUAUUUACUGGGUGGUACCGUCAAGUAAACUGGGCAGACUCAUGUGUGCACCCUUCCUGAAGUUCGUGGCUCACACGGCUUCCUUCAUGAUCUUUCUUUGUCUGCUGGUCCUGAACGCUGCAGACCGCUUCGCAGGAACGUCACUGCUGCCCAACAUGACCGCCCACGACUACCCCACUCAGCUGUUCAGGAUGAAGACCACAUCCUUCACCUGGAUGGAGAUUCUCAUCAUUUCUUGGGUCAUAGGUAAAAUAUGGGAGGAGUGCAAAGUUAUUUGGUCCCAAGACAUCAGAGAAUACAUUUCAGAACCCUGGAAGCUUCUCGACUUCAGUAUUUUGUCCAUUUUCUUGAGUUCCUUCGUUGCCAGAUUAAUGGCUUUCUGGCACGCACGUUCUGCUCAAGGUUACAUUGACGAGCACCAGGCUGACCAGUCCAACUUCACUUUGCCCCUUGAGGUACAAUAUUUCCAGCUGGCGAGAAUUCACUGGACGCCCUCAGACCCGCAGCUCAUUUCCGAGGGCCUCUACGCGAUCGCUGUGGUUCUGAGUUUCUGUCGCGUCGCGUACAUCCUGCCUGCCAGCGAGAGGUUCGGACCUCUGCAGAUCUCCCUGGGCAGAACAGUGAAAGACAUUUUUAAAUUCAUGGUGAUUUUCACAACAGUUUUUGUUGCAUUCAUGGUGGGAAUGUUCAACCUGUACUCGUACUACCUCGGGGCCAAGCACAACGUUGCGUUUACGACAGUGGAAGAAAGUUUCAAAACCUUGUUCUGGGCCAUCUUUGGACUGUCAGGAGUGAAGUCAGUGGUCAUUAACAUCAACCACAAGUUCAUAGAGAACACAGGUUAUGUUCUUUAUGGGGUGUACAACUUCACCAUGGUGAUUGUUUUGCUCAAUAUGCUCAUAGCGAUGUUCAACAGCUCCUUCCAUGAAAUUCAGGAUGAUGCGGAUGUGGAGUGGAAAUUUGCCAGAGCCAAACUGUGGUUCUCUUAUUUCGACCACGGUCGAACGCUGCCGGUGCCCUUUAACCUCGUACCCAGUCCCAAAUCUGUUGUUUCCCUUGUGAUGAGACUGAAGAAACUUCUGUGGGAUGUACCGUCAAGCAAAAGAGAAGCCAACCCAAAUGAUGAGAUGGAACUGAACAAUAAAGUAAUGGCUUGCCUCAUUAAAAGAUUCAUAUUAAAAGCACAGACAGAUCCAGAUAAGGAUGAAGUGAAUGAAGGUGAGCUGAAAGCCAUCAAACAGGACAUCUCCAACCUUCGAUGUGAGCUGCUGGAAAGAGGAGACCAGAGCAUGAAUCCACUGGCUGAGCUCGUCAGAGAGCUGGAUGAGGUUGUUUGUUACGAGCAGGACGAAUCAGUCAGUGUAAUCAACUGA
Molecule: messenger RNA, 2436 nt
Organism: Nematolebias whitei (Rio pearlfish)
Lineage: Eukaryota; Metazoa; Chordata; Actinopteri; Cyprinodontiformes; Rivulidae
Gene: trpc6b
Product: transient receptor potential cation channel, subfamily C, member 6b
Exons: 10
Coding region: 1-2436 (811 amino acids)
Biological process (GO): manganese ion transport; regulation of cytosolic calcium ion concentration; calcium ion transmembrane transport
Cellular component (GO): cation channel complex; membrane
Molecular function (GO): inositol 1,4,5 trisphosphate binding; protein binding; store-operated calcium channel activity
Source: RefSeq, a predicted model, not a curated record